AUGUCGGCGCACCUCGCCGUCGCGCUGUUCCUCGCGUUAGCCGCCGCGUCGGCCCGCGGCUCCGACGUGCCGUCGUUCCCGCUCUCACAGGCGCAGUCCCCGUCCAACUCCUCGUCCCCGUCCAACGCCUCCUCGCCGCCGUGCCACCUCGACCUGUCCGCCGAGCUCUUCGGUGGCGUGGCCGCGGCGUGCGGCGCCGGCGGGGGCCCGGGCUCGUUGGACCGCGGCCGCUGCUGCCCGGUCCUCGCGGCCUGGCUCUUCGCGGCGCACGCGCGCACCGCGCUGUCCGUGCCCCCGGCACCCGCGCCCUCGGCGCUCGCCGGGGAGGAGGGGCUGGGCCCCGGCGGCGACGACGGGCCCAUGGUGCCUUACGACAACCAGCGGUGCGUCGACGCGCUGGGCACCGCGCUGGAGAAGCGCGGGGUGGCGCUGCCCCGCCCCAACGCCACGUGCGACACCGUGCUCUGCUUCUGCGGCAUCCGGCUCCACCAGAUCGGCUCGCUCCGCUGCCCCGCCGCGUUCGCCGUCGGCACUGGCGCCGCCGCCAAGAACGCCACGCCCACCGCCGCCGUGAAGGACCUGGAGAAGAGCUGCCGCAACGCCUCCUACGCCGGCUGCUCCCGAUGCGUGCAGUCCCUGCAAAAGCUGAAGGGGAACGUGAGCCGCGAGGUCUCGGGCGCCGGCGGCGACCGCGCGCGGCGGAUGCUGGGGCGGGACUGCCAGCUGAUGGGCCUCACGUGGCUGCUGGCCAAGAACAAGACGGCCUACAUCCCCACCGUCUCCGCCGUGCUGCGCGCCAUGCUCUACACCGCGCACCCGACGGAGUCCGGCAGCGGCGGCGCGGCGCCGAGGUGCAGCCCCGACCAGGAGAACAUGCCGCUGGCCGUGGACUCGCUGCAGUUCGAGCACACCGGCAGCGCGGGCUCUGCGGCUGCCUCCGUGACGCCGCGCGGCGCCCUCCUCCUCGGCCUCGCGCUCAGCCUGAUGAUCGGGUGGUGGGAUGCGUUCUUGGGAACCAAUGCAAGAGCGCUGGAGAGGGCGUGGUGGAACCUUGUUGAUACACGUAUUUUGUACUAG
This is a messenger RNA of Miscanthus lutarioriparius, 1077 nucleotides long. Lineage: Eukaryota; Viridiplantae; Streptophyta; Magnoliopsida; Poales; Poaceae. The record is from the annotation of a GenBank genome assembly.